This is a messenger RNA of Physella acuta, 1205 nucleotides long. Its product is annotated as ras-related protein Rab-26. Gene Ontology annotation, molecular function: GTPase activity; GTP binding. NCBI's taxonomy places the organism in Eukaryota, Metazoa, Mollusca, Gastropoda, Physidae. The record is from RefSeq and is a predicted model, not a curated record.
UUGGUUAGAUUAGCGGCAGAUAAGAUAAAAUAUUAGCUAACAUUUGCGCUAACAUGAACUAAAAUUCAAAGCGUAUACCUAAUUAAUUCCAGGCAGCGUCUAGUAUCUAUCCCAGAGAAUCAGACCAGUACCCUCUGAAAGUGAUCAUAUUUGGAGAACCUGACGUUGGGAAGACUUCCAUCAUGUUGGGAGCUUUCAAAAAAAACUUUUAUGGAAUAUAUAAAAAACAUUAGGCUACCCUUGCAGCAGGCGGAUGGCAAUAGACGUCUCUGGGGUGACCGUGAAACUGGAGGCCCGCGAUGUUUUACAUGGAUGGCGGCACGUAUUUCCAGGUUUUUUCACUGGUGUUGUUGCAGCUGUUUUGGUUUUUGACCUGACGCGAAAGUCCAGCUUUGACCACAUCCAACAUUGGCGGCAACAGGUCCACGAACAUGCCGGAGAAGACGUUGACCUGAUACUGGUCGGCAACAAGGUCGACCUGGCCAAGAGCCGAGCCAUAGACCACGAGACGGCCAACUCCCUGGCCCAGACCAUCGGGGCCAUGUAUGUUGAGUGUAGCGUUGCAAGAAAGAUCAAUGUCGACCUGGUCUUCACAUUGCUGGCCGGCAAAAUGGCCGCUCGGGUGCCUGUCCAACCGGAAGAGCCGGUACUUUCCGGCUUCGAGCCGUUUGGAAAAGAUACGUGUUACAUUUUCUGAGCCACCAAGCCGUCACCUACACGUCAUCAAAAUGCUGACCUACACGUCAUCAAAAUGCUGACGUCACCUACACGUCAUCAAAAUGCUGACGUCACCUACACUUGAGUCAUCAAAAUGCCGACGUCACCUACACGUCAUCAAAAUGCUGACGUCACUUACACCUGACAGUCAUCAAAAUGCUGACGUCACCUACACUAAUUAUUUCACCGGAAUCUUUACAAAAUAGCAAAAACACACUUCCGCUGGUCUAAAGGCAUAAAAUUGUAUGUAGUCAUUGUAUAAUAACAUCACGUCUUGUUUUACAAAGUGCAACUUUAGUCAAUCAUUUUGGAAUGUUUUCUGUGAGUGAGCUCCAUUGGUAGCUGGAACUCUGGCCACAUUUGGCCACAGGUUGUGGCUAGUUAGGAGGAGGUCAAGGUUGCACUGUUCAAUGGAUGUAUCCAGUAUCGGCGAUCAUAAGUAAAGGGUCGGGGGCUGCGACCUUUGACCUAAAGGGUCGGGGGCUGCG